AUGGUACUGGGGUCUCAGCAGGCACUCCCUGAGUGUGUCACAAGCAGCAAACAGCAUCACCUGGCUGGAGUAUGUGUGGAAGAAGCUGGCAAGAGUGAGCUUGGAAAGCUGAACUGGCUUGUAACAACCGAUGCUGGGGGAGAACCAACCUGUAUUACUCCAUCAUGUCUGUGCAGCCCCCAUGAGCUAAUUACCUUCCACCCAAGCACCGGGCUCCGAGGCCGGGCCGCAAAAAACCCGGAGCCCGGAGGGGGCAGGGCCACGGGCGCGGGGGCUUGGCGGGUGGUGGGGCUGGGAGAGGUAGAAGAUGUGACGCCGCGGCCCUCCGUCCAGAGCAGCGGACGCAGUGUCCGCGCCUGCAACCGGCCCCGGGGUGCUGCAGCCUGGCAGGCGGCUUUUUCUGAGAGUCGCGGCCGCGGACACAACUCUCCCUCAGCCCGGCCCGCGGGGCCGCCGGGGCUCGCCUCGCGCCAGAGCCGGCGGAGAGCGGAGCAGCCGGGCUGCACGAGGCUGGGGGCCCGCGGGCGCGGCCGCGCGCAGCCGGGCGGGAGGCUGGGGGGCCGGGGCCGGGGUCGUGCCCCGGAGCGGGUCGGAGGCCGGGGCCGAGCCCGGGGGGCGGCCUCUCCCCACGCGGCUCCUGCAGCUCCCGCGGCUCGGGGGCUCCGACAGGGACCCGAAGGGGCCAUGGCAGCCGGGAGCAUCACCACGCUGCCCGCCCUGCCGGAGGACGGAGGCAGCGGCGCCUUCCCGCCCGGCCACUUCAAGGACCCCAAGCGGCUUUACUGCAAAAACGGCGGCUUCUUUCUGCGGAUUCACCCCGACGGCCGCGUGGACGGGGUUCGGGAGAAGAGCGACCCUCACAUCAAAUUGCAACUUCAGGCGGAAGAGAGAGGAGUUGUGUCCAUCAAAGGAGUGUGUGCAAACCGUUACCUUGCUAUGAAGGAAGAUGGAAGAUUGCUGGCUUCCAAAUGUGUUACAGACGAGUGUUUCUUUUUUGAACGAUUGGAGGCUAAUAACUACAAUACUUACCGCUCAAGGAAAUACUCCAGCUGGUAUGUGGCACUGAAACGAACUGGGCAGUACAAACUUGGAUCGAAAACAGGACCUGGGCAGAAGGCUAUACUUUUUCUUCCAAUGUCUGCUAAGAGCUGAUUUUAAUGACAGCAUCUAAUCUCAUUUCACAU
Molecule: messenger RNA, 1184 nt
Organism: Ochotona curzoniae (black-lipped pika)
Lineage: Eukaryota; Metazoa; Chordata; Mammalia; Lagomorpha; Ochotonidae
Gene: FGF2
Product: fibroblast growth factor 2
Biological process (GO): cell differentiation; regulation of cell migration; positive regulation of cell population proliferation
Cellular component (GO): cytoplasm
Molecular function (GO): growth factor activity; fibroblast growth factor receptor binding
Source: RefSeq, a predicted model, not a curated record